AUGCCACUUUCAAGAUCGCGAGGAAAAGACACUGGUCUUGGGAAGGCUAUUAUUAGGGACAGAUUUAAAGGAAAUUCCAGACCCAAAGAUGGCGAUACAGCUCUGCAUACAACAGAUUUGAAUGAUGGAGCCAAAUGGACGAAAUUACAAUCAAUAACUCAACAAAGUGACCUGGAUGAAUUUUUAAGUACAGCUCAGUUAGCGGGAACUCAGUUUACUGCCGAAAAAAUGAACAUCAAAGUAAUUACAAACACAUAUCAGAAUCCUUUCCUUCUUAGUGCAGACAAAGAAAAAGAAACACUGGCAAGACAUGAAGCUAAUAAAGAAAGAUUAGUUAUACCUAGAAGACCAAAAUGGGAUAAAACCACUACACCUGAACAGCUUGAAAGGAACGAGAGAAAUGCAUUCUUGCAAUGGAGACGUGAUCUUGCAGUUCUCCAAGAACAAGAUAAUUUUCUCCUUACUCCAUUUGAACGCAAUUUCGAAGUUUGGCGUCAGUUAUGGCGCGUAAUUGAACGAUCCGAUUUGAUCGUACAAAUAGUUGAUGCUAGAAAUCCUUUAUUUUUCCGCUCAGAAGAUUUAGAAAAAUAUGUAAAAGAAAUAAAUGAGAAGAAGAAAUGCAUGUUACUAAUUAAUAAGGCUGAUUUAUUGACAGCUCGUCAACGACUUGAAAAAAAGCAAAAUAUGCGGACUGAUAAUGAAACUAAUUCUUUUGUUGAUGAAAAAGAAAAGGAGAAUUUCGAAGAAAAUCCAUUAAAGGAAAAGCAUACAAACGUUGAAAACGACAUAUCAACAGACAAUUUAAGCGAGAAUGAUGAUGAAAUGUCGGAACAUUCAAAUACUAACGAACAAGAAUUUUUGGAAAACCAUAAUACCGAUGAUAAAUCUGAUCAUCGAGAACGUAUUAGUACAACCGAAGAUUUAAUUUCUAUGCUAGUUUCUGAAGCGAAGGAAGCGGGAGUUAACCAAGAUCAAAAGAUAACAAUAGGAUUGGUUGGUUAUCCUAAUGUGGGUAAAUCGUUUACAAUCAAUGCUCUUCUUGGAGAAAAGCGAGUUUCGGUUUCAUCAACUCCAGGAAAGACCAAACAUUUUCAAACCAUACAUCUCUCACCUUCGCUGGUACUAUGUGAUUGUCCAGGAUUAGUUUUUCCAAAUUUUGCGACAACAAAUGGUGAUAUGGUUUGCAAUGGCGUCUUACCUAUUGACCAAUUACGGGAGCAUACUGGACCCGUUGCGUUAAUUGCACAGAGAAUACCAAAAGCUAUAAUUGAAGCCAUAUAUGGUAUUAAAAUUAAAGUUAAACCAAUUGAAGAAGGUGGUACAGGAAUACCUUCAGCAGAAGAACUAAUGGUAGCUUAUGCAGUUUCUCGCGGUUAUACUAAAUCAGGACAUGGAAGUCCCGAUGAAUCGCGAGCCGCAAGAUAUAUAUUGAAAGAUUAUGUGAAUGGAAAACUUCCGUAUUGCCAUCCUCCGCCAACUGGAAUAUCAAAAGAGGAAUUCAACGCAGAGAUACAUGAUUUAAAACUUUAUACUAAACCGACAAAAAAGAAAACAAUUAUUCAACCCGUACCCUCGACAGUAAAUACAGAAGUAGCAUCUGAUGGUGUAACACCUAUGAUAGGAGACAUUUCACGGGAACUUGACAAGUCGUUUUUUAUUAAUCAGUCAUCGGGGGCAAGAAUUACAGGCAAAUAUUCUGCUGCAGGAGAGUUUAACAGAGUUAAACUCUAUCCAAUUCAUGGCACAUUAAGCGAUGGUGCUACCCCGACUAACGGAUCUCGAUUGACAUCAAAUAUGGGACCAGGUAAAAAGCGCCACUGGAAAGGAAGAAAGAAUCAAAAACAAUUUAAGAUAUAA
Messenger RNA from Dentiscutata erythropus, 1857 nucleotides. The record is from the annotation of a GenBank genome assembly. Lineage: Eukaryota; Fungi; Glomeromycota; Glomeromycetes; Diversisporales; Gigasporaceae.